Ceutorhynchus assimilis (cabbage seed weevil) is the source of this 805-nucleotide messenger RNA. NCBI's taxonomy places the organism in Eukaryota, Metazoa, Arthropoda, Insecta, Coleoptera, Curculionidae. The record is from the annotation of a GenBank genome assembly.
UGUGUUGUGAAUAUUUGGUUGUUGUGUUGUUAAACAUGGAUAAACAUUUGUUAAAAAGCACUGCCCAAAAGCUAAAUGUGCACGAUGAAACUGUAUUGAAAAAAACUGAGGAGUUUGUACGACUUUAUCAAAGCAAAGGUUCGAUAAAAACCCUUAACCUUCAGGCUACAACAAUUUUAUGCCUAGACCUCGCUUGCCUGUCGUUAGGAAAUGGAUUUGACAAGGAAGCAGCCCUUAUCUUAAGCGGUUUGAAAAAAUCAGCCUACCAAAACAACUUGAACAAUAUAGAAAAAAUCUUAGGACUAGAUAAACCAAUAAGUAUAACAGAUAUUUGUGUAAAGCUAGGCUGCACCGUAAUCAAAGAAGAUGCAGAAAAAAUAUUAACUAGAUACCAAAAAUUAGACAAUAAAAUUAAAGAUUUGGAGCAUCCUCAGUAUGUUGCUGCUGCAACAUUUGUAGCUUGCAAAGCUAAAAAAGUAUCAAUUGAUAAAUCAAAAAUAGUUACUUUAAGUAGACUAAAACCAUCACAAUGGAAAGAGCUUAUAAGCAUGUUUGAGAGUUUAGGUUUAGGCAAAACAAGUCCAAGGAAAAAAACUAAAGGACCAAGUGCCAAGGAUGAUGAAAUUGUUGCAGAAAUAGAAUGUCAAGAAAUCACAAAAGAUGAAGUUGAAGAAGUUGAGGAUUAUGAAGUAUGGAAAAAGAGGAUUUUGGAAGAAGCUUAUAAGCAUACAAAUGAAAAUAUGGAGGAAUAAUUAAUUAUUUUGAAGUAUUUUUUUUUUUACAAAUAAUAAACCUUUGAAACCAA